UUUAAGACUUUAUGGCUUUUAGAGGUCUGUACCUCAUGGCGAUCAGCUGCAAGUGUUGAUGAUUUUCUCAAGUCAUGGCCUCCAGUUCCAUUGCUCAUUGAUGAUCUCAAACUAUACAGGCUAUUCAGAGGCAAGAUUUGGAGAAGAAUGCCGCUACCCGAAGCAGAAGGCAAAAAAUGCAUCGAGUCAAGAGGAUGGCUGAUCACAAUAUCACGUUCAGGAGACAUGAGCUUGUUGUACCCUUAUUCACGGGCUCAAAUUGAACUCCCUAAUCAAUCAAAAUUCCCUCUACAUAAAUUCAAUGAUUCUCCUUUCUUGAAUGUAGUGAGUGCUGUUUCAUCAGCAAGUCCUUCGGAGACAUCAGACUUUGCGGUGGUUGUAGUUGGAGGUCCUGGUUUAUUUCUCUCGUUAUGGAGACCUGGAGACACGACUUGGACAAGAAUAGAAACGCAAAUUGCAGUCUACUUCAGCCAGGCUGUUUAUUACAAAGGAAAAAUAUAUGCAAUCUCCUAUGGAGGACAAAUUCGGGUAUGGGAUAUGUUAGAUCCUCCAGUAGCUCAAUGUUGUUGUCACAUGGGUUUGAUCAAGAGGGGAUGGAAAAAAGUUGGUAAUUUGGGGCAUAUGGCCAUUUUUGUUGGACAUGAUGGUGCAUUCUCGAUGGAUGCCACUAGAUUUCCUAGUAUAGUCAAGCCAAAUUGCAACUACUUCACUGAUGAUGGGAUAGAAGCCUGGACUGAAAAAGGGGGUGGGAAGGACAUGGGUGGUGUCCACAAUGUUGAAGAUGGACAGAUUGAACCCUUUGAUGACCCACUAGUUUGGGUGGAACCCAUUGAACCAACUAGGUUACUUCGAAGACUUUAUUAA
Coffea arabica (coffee) is the source of this 864-nucleotide messenger RNA. The record is from RefSeq and is a predicted model, not a curated record. NCBI's taxonomy places the organism in Eukaryota, Viridiplantae, Streptophyta, Magnoliopsida, Gentianales, Rubiaceae.